This is a messenger RNA of Setaria italica (foxtail millet), 897 nucleotides long. Its product is annotated as crocetin glucosyltransferase 3-like. NCBI's taxonomy places the organism in Eukaryota, Viridiplantae, Streptophyta, Magnoliopsida, Poales, Poaceae. The annotation marks the transcript as partial. The transcript is spliced from 2 exons. The record is from RefSeq and is a predicted model, not a curated record.
AUGCUGGCGCCGGAGAGGCUCAGCGCCUCAGCCGCGGCCGUCUGCCAUCAUGCCAUCCGUAGUCACCACGAGAACCAAACACGUCGUGCUCUCGCCGGCUUCCUCGCCAUCGCCCGUGAGCUCCCCGACGCCGCCGUGACGGUCGUCUCCACUCCACGCAACGUCGCCGCCCUGCGCCCCUCUCAUCCCUCGAUCCGCUUCCACGCGCUGCCGUUCGUCCCCGCCGACCACGGCCUGCCCGCGGACAGCGAGUCCAUGAGCUCCCUCCCGGUGCCGGCCUUCAUCGACCUCUUCGAGGCCUUCGAGACCCUCGAGCCCGCCUUCGACGACUACCUGUCCGGCCUCCGCGGCGGCGAGAGCGGCGCCGACGUCUGCGUCGUCGCCGACGCGUUCGUCGCGUGGACGGUGGGCGCCGCGCGGCGGCGCGGGUGCGCGCACGCGGUCUUCGUCUCCUGCGGCGCGUUCGGCACGGCCAUCUUCCACGCCCUGUGGAGGCACAUGCCGGCGCUGCCUUUCGUCUCCGACGGCGGCGGCGGCAGCGGCAGCAGCACGCUCCGCCUGCCGGAGCACCCGGACGUGGAGCUCCACCGGUCGCAGCUCUCGCCGGCGUUCCUGCUCCGCGGCGACCUGAGCGACCGGUGGACGGCGUUCUACCUGCGGAUGAUACGGCACGGGUACCGCACGGGCGCGGUGCUCGCCAACACCGUGGAGGAGUUGGAGCCCACGGGGCUCGUCAUGAUGCGCCGCACCCUCGACGGCAAGGUCCCGGUCUGGCCCGUCGGCCCUCUCGUCCGCGGCGACGACUCGUCGGAGACCGACGGCGGCGGCGUUCUGCGGUGGCUGGACUCGCAGCCGCCGUCGUCCGUCUUGUACAUCUCCUUCGGGUCACAGAACACC